Messenger RNA from Aspergillus clavatus NRRL 1, 2574 nucleotides. RefSeq lists its product as uncharacterized. NCBI's taxonomy places the organism in Eukaryota, Fungi, Ascomycota, Eurotiomycetes, Eurotiales, Aspergillaceae. The record is from RefSeq and is a predicted model, not a curated record. Bases 1 to 2574 code for a protein of 857 amino acids. The transcript has 2 exons.
AUGGAUUCCAGCUCACGCAACAACGCGGGCCCCGACCCCAAUUCAGAGACUCUUGGGCCCGGAAGAGAAGGCUCCGUCAAACGAGCACGACAGAUGUUGGAGGCUGGCCGACGUCCGCAGGUCGCGAUUCCCCAACUUCAGGGUACUCCCUCGGGCCCACCUCCAAGAUUCCAGGCGAAGUCGUCUCAUAUGACACACUGGCCUUUACCCACUGAUGAUGGCUUGCCUUUUAAUGUUGCUGAUGCACAAGCCAGGCGGUUUCUUCCUAGAGGUCCUCUACCAGAACGACCACCACGACCGGAUGCUCCAUCCCCGUCCGUCUAUUCUGAGCGAGGCAUGUCGGAUGUAGCGCCCAGUCCACUGCAUCUCAACCGGCCCGUUGCCUCAUUUUCGCAUCCUUCACUACAUGCGCAGCCGCCCGUUCGUCCGCCGUUCACAGGAGCCCUUCCUCUUUCUCGACCAGAUAGUGCGGCGAAUUCGAUGUCUGGACCGCCUGACGACAUGUUCAGACAAUCCACAGCUUCGUCUUUCGUCUCCAUUCCUUCUAUCCCCGACUUCCCUUUUCCAGUGCAGCCGACCCCAGCGGAGCAUAAUUCCGCCCAAAUCUCAUCGCAAGGACGACUUGCCCCCCCGAAUGCCACGAAAUUCCCUACCAAGCGUAAAUCGUCCGCGUCGCCCAUUCCCGAGGAGCUUGCCGACAGUCCAACGAUUGUGAACGGGUCAUAUGCAUUUAGCAGGGCUAUCCCGUCCAGUUGGGGCUCAGCACCAGCAGGGUCCGAUAUCCUCGAUGCGUACCUCGAUAUCGAGUCAGACGGCAGCCGCACCCCGACAUCCCCUGCACCAGCAAAAGAUGGAAUGAUUCUCAGACAGGCCAGUCUUGGGAAAAUGGGAAGGCCCUCGCUUCGGACGAUCCAGAAGCCCAGCAGCCCGCCUUCGGUGCUUCAGCAAGAACAAUCUUCCACGACCGAGGUCGUCAUACCGAAGAUCACAGUGGAAUCAAAGGGCGCAAGACAUUCUCUCUCUUCAAUAUCGACCGACUCCUCCGAACUCGACCCUGAGAAACCACCAAUUGUAGUGGAUCUUCACAACCAGCAUCCAGCAUACAAAGACGCGGACGAUGAUAUGGAUGCUCUGCAGAAGGAGUUAGGAAUCCUCCCCAGAGCUGCGCCAACAAUGAGUGAUAAACGGCCAGGAGGCCGCAAACCGCCACGUCUCGACAUGAGAGCUGUUCGGGCAGCAGAAGCCCGAGGUAGCCUAACAAGCUUGCCUGACCUGAUUCGACGGGCGACUCGGCUCGCUUCGAACCUUGAACAUGGGAGAACGGCAAGUAGGAACGACCUACUCAACGGUGGAAGUCGAUUUGCAGGUCAAGGUCACCAAGGUCGCAAAUCCGGAUCUAUCAAGGAUCUCCUCGCCUCAUUCCCUCCACCAGCAGGAACACCAGAGGUACGCGCUUCCUGGCCAGACUUCUUUCGGAGGGCGCCAAUGCAGCAGUUGCGAUCCCACGAAACGGGUCUCGAAGCCGGGGAGGAGAGCGGCCAGCAGCCCUCGCGCCGUUGUUGCGGUAUGCCCCCGUGGCUCUUCAUGCUCGUUUGCAUCAUACUCAUUGCCAUCAUCCUCGUCGCGGUCCUCAUCCCCGUUUUCCUCGUUCUAGUCCCCCGCCACAAGUCCAGCGGCAGCAACAGCCUCUCAGUGUGCGAACAGACCACCCCGUGCGAGAACGGCGGCGUCAGCGUUUCCAGCGGAGACAUCUGCUCAUGCGUCUGCGCCAACGGCUUCACGGGCUCGCGCUGCACCGUGGCCGGCGACCCAAGUUGCGUCACGACCGCGGUCUACCAGGGCUCGACGUCCAAGAAUGCGACGAUGGGCAGCAAUCUCCCGCGCCUGUUCGAGCAGUCCAGCAGCAACUUCAGCAUCCCGCUGGAGUCGCUCACCAUCAUGGCCCUGUUCAGCCAGAACAACGUGUCCUGCACGACCGAAAACGCGCUCGUUGCCUUCAAGAGCAUCGCGUCGUCCUCGAGCAACACCCGCCGUGACGCCAACUUCAUCCUGGACCUGCAUCUGCAGCCGCAAUUGCAAUCCACAGCGACGGUUACGGCCACAGCACCAACGCUCGACACCCCCACGCACACCCUCGCCGCCCGAGGCUCCAUGGGCACCGUGAACGGCAUCGUCUUCGACGACUCCUUCACCAGCCAACCCUCCACAGCCGCACCAACGGCAACGGCAACCGACACGUCCACCAACUACGCCAUCCAGACCUCACCGUCCCCAACGGUCACGGCCACGGCCACGGCCACGGCCACGGCCACCCCAACCCCCGUGGCCGUCCCCGGCCGCGCCCUCGACUUCGCCCGCGUCGCGGUGCUGUACAUAUUCGAGAAGACCGCUACGCUCAAGGCCGCCAUGCAAUCCGAGGAGAGCAUCGAGGCGUACCUGGCCAAGCCGCACGCGUCGAAGACGGGGACGUACGCCGUCGACCUCAGCGCCGCGGGCGUCCAGGGCAAUUUCACGCUCAACUUUGACGAGUUCACCAUUACGAUGCCGAAUGGCACGGUCGUGGGGGGGAAGUAG